AUGUAUAGAACACAAGAGUAUUCAUACCGUCUCCCUCAAGGGUCUGAUAAUAAUAUUCAUAAUAAUAACGAUAACCCGUACAAUGAUCAAAGACUAUCAAAAUCAGAUCUCAAUAGUCAUGGAAACUCACAUGCACAAGUACCUCACCCUAACAAUAUAAACACUAACAGCAAUAACAAUAAUAUCAACAUGGAAUCAUUUAAUCCCAACCCUUUAGGUAGAGGAGGUGGUGGAGGAGGAGCCGGUAAUAUUAAUAGUACUGGUAAUAACAGUAAUCAUAAUAAUAAUCGUAAUUAUAACAAUAAUACAAACGCUACUAAUAAUAUUCCCGUUCAAGAAUUAGAGUUAACAGCAGGUCCAAAUCAGUUGAAAUUAGAAGAUGAUACCCAAUUCUUUGGAGAAUUAUUAAUGAAUUCAGGUGUAUUGAAUGAUUCAGGCCCUAAAUUGGCAUCACACGCUCAUUUAAAUGCAUUAUCAAGUCAAAAUGCAAUGAAUGCUCAAACUUCUUCCUCUAAUAAUAAUAACAAUAAUAAUGGUAAUAUACCAACUGCACAAAUAGCACCAGAUCGAUAUUUAGAACAAAUGAAUAAUAAUAACGAAAAGGUAAACAACAACAAUUCAAAUAAUAUACAAAUAAAUCACGAUAAUGGAAUUUCUGACGGUAAUCCAAAUCCGAAUCCAAAUCCAAAUCCAAAUGUAAACGCAAGCGCAAACGCAAACGCAAACAUAGACCCAAACGUAAAUGGAAAGCAACUUUUUCCUGGUGAUCCUCUACAAUUCCCUAAUAAUAUACCGGCUGCUAAUAGACAAUUGUAUUUGAUGAAUAUGUUUAAUAAUCGUCAUGUAAUAAAUGAUUCAACCAUACAAGAAACAUUAUCACCUUAUUUCCAACCAUAUGGUGUAGAUGUCGCUCAUUUACCAAUGACAAAUCCACCUAUUUUCCAAACAGCUUUCCCUCUAUUAAAUGAUGAACCCAUUCGUAGGAGACGGAUUUCUAUUUCAAAUGGUCAAAUUAGUCAAUUAGGGGAUGACAUUGAAACUGUGGAAGGUUUAUAUAAUUCACAACCUCCUCCUUUGCCUCAAAAGUAUGAUCCUAAUCAUCAUAAUCUUAAUCCUAAUCAUAACCAGCAUCCUAUGAAUACCACCAAUAUAGGUCACCAACGUAUGCGUCAGCAACAACAACGACAACAGCAACAUAUACCACCACCACCGCCACAACAUACCAUGUAUCAACAACAACAACAACAACAACAAAGGGAUAACAAUGACCCCAGAUACUCUGAUAAUAAUAAUAAUAAUAAUAGUAAUAAUAGUAGUAGAACAUUAAAACCAGGACUAGAAAGAAAACAAUCCUAUCAAAUGAUGAAUGAACAACAAAAUAACGAAAAAUUAACAUCAAAUUCCACUUCUGCUCCUACAUCUAACAGAAUCAUUACCGAUUCAACAUUAAGUCUUAGAAAUUCAGACGCUGGUAUUAUACCAAUGACUAAAAUGGUAGUGCCCCUUCAAUCUACUACUAAAUGGAAUAAUAAUAACGGUACAACUACUGUGACUCCUCAAUCUAUGCCAUCUGGAACAACUUCAACAAAUUCAAAUUCUUCUCCUCAAUACCCUUCAUAUGGAAUACCGACAACUAACACUGCCGUAACAACUACUCAACAACAACAACAACAACAAAAUCCAUUGAAUAAUAAUACCAACAUCAAUAAUACAAAGCAAAGACCAAGAUCCUCUCGUUUAAGAAACUCAUAUUCAUUAUCUCCAGCAACUCAAAAUUCUCCUCCUCCAACUACUUCAAAUCCCGAUUUCUUGAAAAAAGAAGAAAGUUAUGAUGACGUUAUAUCUCAUAAUAACAUUAACAAUAAUAAUAAGAGGGCAAAUAUAAAUGGUCAAGAUUAUAUAGACAUUUCCGACAACAAUAAUAACCAUCAAGAAAGUAACUCAAGAUAUGGAUCCAUGUCCAUGGACAUUAACAUGACUAACAUGCCUAACAACAAUAACAAUAACAACGGUAAUAUGAAAAUAUAUAUGCAUGGGAAUGACAAUGAUCCAAUUCCAGGCACCACAGCAUGGAAGAAGGCAAGACUAUUAGAAAGAAAUAGAAUUGCUGCAUCGAAAUGUAGACAAAGGAAGAAAAUUGCUCAAUUACAAUUACAAAAGGAUUUUGAUAAAUUGACAAAGGAAAAUUCUAUCAUGAAAAGGAAAUUAAAUUAUUAUGAAAAAUUAGUCUCCAAAUUUAAGAAAUUUUCAGAAGCUCAUUUAUUGAAAUGUGGUGAUUCUAAUAAGGAAUCUUUGAAAAUUAUAGAGGAAAUGUUGAUGAUUGAUUCAGGGAUUAAUAAAGUAGAUGAUAAUACAGGAUUAGUAGUGGCUUUGAAAGAUAAUAAAGAAGAUAGUACUAAUAGUAAUAGUAGUAGUGCUGAUGAUAAUGAUAUUGAUGGCAGAACGAAUAACCUGAGUACCGGUAGUAGUAGUCCUAACAACACUGUCAUUGAUGGUACCAAGAUCGUUUGUGAUAUUCAUUCGGACGAAAAUCAAAAUCACAUACUAUGA
Messenger RNA from Naumovozyma dairenensis CBS 421, 2550 nucleotides. It is a transcript of the gene CST6, whose product is annotated as Cst6p. Gene Ontology annotation, biological process: regulation of DNA-templated transcription. Gene Ontology annotation, molecular function: DNA-binding transcription factor activity. NCBI's taxonomy places the organism in Eukaryota, Fungi, Ascomycota, Saccharomycetes, Saccharomycetales, Saccharomycetaceae. The transcript has a single exon. Bases 1 to 2550 code for a protein of 849 amino acids. The record is from RefSeq and is a predicted model, not a curated record.